GUGCGACUGUUUUCGGCCAGAUACCGUCAGAUUUGCGGGCGAAGGACACUGCUUACGAAAUUGCCUCAUGUUCAUUCAUAACUGCAUUUCUUCCACGUUUCUCAACCUAAGCAGUGGACGACGCCUUUCUCCGUUCAAUACCACCAGGUGCCCAUGCUAACGCUACAUUUUCACGCCCAGGAUUACCCCGAGGAUACAAGGAAACGAGAGAAGCUUGCAACUCAGCGAAGGAGAAGCACUGAACUGAUUUCAACAGUCCGACUUUCCGCUUUGCUGUUUUUGCGCCUCUAACAGUUUUGAUAUUCUCCAUGGAUGUGGCAGAUUCCUGAGCAGAAAGGAUGACAUCGGAGGCUGCGGUCUCCACACCUCCUGCCAUAAGCAGCACCCCAGCAAAGGUGGACUACUACUGGCUUCGCUCCUUUGUAGCUGGAGGUGUAGCAGGAUGCUGUGCCAAGACCACCAUAGCCCCUCUGGACAGAGUAAAGAUUCUUCUUCAAGCUCAGAACCCCCACUACAAACAUCUAGGAGUGUUUGCCACUCUUAAAGCUGUGCCACAGAAGGAAGGCUUCCGUGGGCUGUAUAAGGGUAACGGGGCAAUGAUGGUCAGGAUAUUUCCUUAUGGAGCCAUCCAGUUCAUGGCAUUUGACAAUUAUAAAAAGCUGCUGAGUAAACAGAUUGGGAUCUCUGGACACAUCCACCGCCUCAUGGCAGGAUCUAUGGCAGGGAUGACUGCGGUGAUAUGCACCUACCCUCUGGAUGUGGUCCGAGCCAGACUGGCCUUCCAGGUGACGGGAGACCAUCGCUACACUGGAAUUGCCAAUGCCUUCCACACCAUCUACCUUAAGGAGGGUGGUGUAUUGGGCUUCUACAGGGGGCUUACUCCAACGCUUAUUGGAAUGGCGCCUUACGCAGGUUUCUCGUUCUUCACCUUUGGUACCCUGAAGAGCCUUGGCUUGAAACAUUUCCCGGAGCUGCUGGGGCGUCCCUCCUCAGACAACCCUGAUGUCCUCAUUCUGAAACCCCACAUUAACCUGCUCUGUGGAGGGGUUGCCGGUGCCGUCGCACAGACAAUAUCGUACCCAUUGGAUGUGGCUCGGAGAAGAAUGCAGUUAGGAGCAGUGCUUCCUGACUCCGAUAAAUGCGUAUCGCUGCGCAAGACCCUGACGUACGUGUACAAGCAGUAUGGGAUCAAGAAGGGAUUGUACCGAGGCCUUUCUCUCAACUACAUCCGCUGUGUCCCCUCCCAGGCUGUUGCCUUUACCACCUAUGAGUUCAUGAAGCAGGUCCUCCACCUAAACUAGUUGCUGUUUUUAUACCUUCCGCUGCUCCGGGGCCUAUACGCUGCGAGUGGUCAAGCAGAUUGGCCUCAGCGCUUCCAUCGCAGAGUGAUCCGAGGUUCGCUCACUUCGUCUUAAACGUAAGCAAUGUGGGAACUGCCUUUUGCUCCGAGUUAACUGAAUGCACCGGGGAAGUCAGUUCAUGCUGAAAAGGGAAACUGUUCAUCAGGCAGUGAGGCAAACCGUGUCUUUCCCGUUUCAUUCUCUCUUACUUCCUGUUUUUUGUAGCUCACCAUAUGUAAUGAGAGGAUUUACUCAUCUCACAUGUGGCUUGAAUACAGUGAAGCAGCAGUACAUUUGGACUGGCUCAGUUGAUUGGAUGGCUUGGGGCAAUGAUAUGCUCUGUAGUAAUGUUGGCAACACCACAAAAACCCUCUGACUGUGCAGAAACCCCUUCAGACGUCCACACACUCAUUUUUUUUUGUUAUAUAUUCAGGUCCUAUAAAUUACUUUAAGAUAGAAAUGACCUUAAAUUAGCAGCUUAUUUCCAAUUCGUUUUGAAGAGAUUUCUGUGAUAUAAUAAAUCAUCCCAAAACACUUAAAUUCUGCAGCUGUCCAUUAUCUUAACUGUUUAUCAUAUUGUUUUCUCUUUACCAACUUGGAGAUGAAAAGUUGGGCUAUUUUUGGAAGGUGGUUGGAAUUUUGUAAAUAAUUCAAUGAUUUAUAAUGUUUUGUUUAUUCAGGGCUCAGCAUGUCUUGAAGUUUUCAGUGCAGUAACCUGACGAAAAGUUGUCGUUUGUACAUCUUCGACUUUGUCGUCUACACAAAUCUAAAAUCAAGAUAAAUCAGUUUGCCUGUAGUUUGAUUUUUUUGAAGAUGAAGAAAGUGAGGUGGUACGCAAUCACUGUAUGUAUUUUCAAAAUGUUUGGGUUUUUUUUUUUUUUAAUGUGCACUCAGAUGUUUAGUCUGCAGCUCUGAUGAGAAUGAAUUGCGCACAUCUCAGCUCAGCUUUGGAGUUGUUAAGGAUGUCAACAUUUUGACAUAAUGUGGAUUUAAGUAUGGCAAGUCUGGAGGGACUCAGGAGAAAAUUGCACUUCAUCACUGUAGUUUUUUCUUAUUUAUUGAUUUAGUGACCUGUUGCCACUGGGUGGCAGCAUUGAAUAUAGAUUGUAACUGUUUACCGUUAAGCUGGAUACAACGUUCAUACAGACUUCUCAUAUCAGAUUCAGAUCUUUAGCAGCUUUUACAUUUUGCUUAACCAAAGCAGGUAGUCAGAUAGUGAGUGAUACGCAACGUUUCAACCCAUUUCAGCCAACAUUUCUGACUACUUACUGGAGCUUCUGGCUGUUGACAUUUGCUGUCCCUGGAAAGCUGAACAUUAAUUACUGAAUGAAAGUGUUGUUUAAUCACUUUCGGUCUCAAGUGCACCGCAAGCCUUCAAGUCUCUGCCAAUGUUUGCAUGAGCCUCAUCAGUUUAUUGUACAAGCAUCGUCAUUUUUUCCACCCUCUUGCCUUCCUCUGAAUUCGACGUCUUACUUCACCAGAGUGAUUAAUAUGUUUUAUGGAUGUGUUUCUCCACAAGCUUCAGUUUGAUGCCUCAGUUUUUAGAUCAGAUGCCUUAAAAAAGUGGUUUGCACCCUUUUCGGCUCGAACUAAAUAGAUAAAUAAAGCAGUGUGUAUGUUCAGUCCCGACAUACAUAAAUGCAGCAGUGUGGACAGUACCGAGUUUCAAAGAUUGCUGGUGUGCAAUUGAGUAUUAUAGUAGUGUAAAUACUACCUCUGCUACUAAUAGUUUGCAGUUUUGUUGUGUUUGUGGCAAAUUUACAUCCUCACUGCCAUUCAUUCAUGUCCUUUAUUCCAUCACUCUGUUACAUAUGUAGUUACAGUUCUGUGAAUACUAGGUGGCUGUCGCUUUGAUGUAUUGAAGCAUUAAAGAGCCCAAAAACUGCUGAAACAUGCUGGUUGAUGAGGAGCGGGUGCACAUCAGCAGUCGCAAGUUACUAGGGGUGGUAGUUUGUUUCAGGGUUCAGUUUGGGUUUAAUGAAUGGAAUCUGCUCCAUGGCCUCUCUCAGGUCUAAAAAUGUCUUCAUAUUUAAUUCUUCUGAUUAAACAACAGUCUUCAGUAUAACUCUUAAUUUCAAGUGUGUGUAACAAUAAAUGUACUACAGUAUGUGUACAUUUAACAGUGCCUACCUACCUUGGCUUAAAAGUAUAAUCACACACUCAUUGGUGAUAAAUGGCAACUACCACUGGGGAAACACAAUGUAGUUUUCUGCAAAAUUUCUGCUUUUUAUGGUGCCACUCAUUCAUCUGCAGCACUGCUUUUUACAGAAGAUUUCAUUUCCCGAUGUUUUGAUUUCCGUGUUUGGUUUUAAAUGCGUGAUCUUUCACUGUAAUUGGUUUUAUUUGGUUCAGAAGACACAUGAUCUCCGGUCCUUGCUGGUCAUUGCAACAGAUAAUUACGUAAGACGUAAUUUCUACAUCCAAAUGUCUGUAAUAGUUUGUUGUACUGCUUUGUCAGGCUGUGAUUGAUGUGACUGAAAGAAGAUACUUAGGUUUGACAAUGAACAAUGAACAAUGAAGCAGCCUUUUUUUAAACACACAAAAAAAAUUGUCCAUUUUAUUUUUUUUCCUUGUACAGUUUUGCCUGCCUUCUGUAAGCAGUGUCUGAAAUACAUGACAUGUCACCUUCUUAAAACGG
Messenger RNA from Scatophagus argus, 3978 nucleotides. RefSeq names its product solute carrier family 25 member 16 (gene slc25a16). The record is from RefSeq and is a predicted model, not a curated record. The transcript has 10 exons. The coding region runs from base 339 to 1301 and encodes 320 amino acids. Gene Ontology annotation, cellular component: mitochondrial inner membrane. NCBI's taxonomy places the organism in Eukaryota, Metazoa, Chordata, Actinopteri, Scatophagidae. Gene Ontology annotation, biological process: transmembrane transport.